This is a messenger RNA of Ceratina calcarata, 2420 nucleotides long. Its product is annotated as gastrulation defective protein 1 homolog. Lineage: Eukaryota; Metazoa; Arthropoda; Insecta; Hymenoptera; Apidae. Gene Ontology annotation, cellular component: nucleus; site of double-strand break. Gene Ontology annotation, molecular function: protein binding. The transcript has a single exon. The coding region runs from base 334 to 2325 and encodes 663 amino acids. The record is from RefSeq and is a predicted model, not a curated record.
GUUUUGUACUGCAAUGUGCUGUUUACAUCUAAAGUUGAAAGAUUGUACGUGUUCAUUCACUUUUGAAGAUGAACAUACAUUUAGCGAAAGAUAAUUUUUACAAUCAGUAAAAUUAAUUUACGCUUCUGCUUAAUAAAAGAGUGUAAGACCAUACAUGAACAAAAACAAUGAUUUAAUCGUUCUAACCUGAAAUACGAUUAAGCGACAGUGUUUAUCUCAUUCAUUAAUAUCGUCUGUGGAUAGUUUCUAGAUGAAGUUUUAAAAAGAGACAUUAAAACUAUAAAAAUAGAAGUAUUUGAACUGCACGAGUGUUAGAAAUAUCGUCUACACACCAUGAAUACAAAAAGAAUUAUAACGUUCGGAAAAAUUAGUAAGGACUUGAAACGAGAAACGCCUGGAAGUACAGAAUCUGUGAGUUCUGGAUUUGGUACGUUCGGCAAGAAGUCAGUGGAGACUAAUGUGACUAAAAUGAAUGAGAUUAGACCAGAGGAUGAGGAGGAGACACAAAAUUUAAAACAAGUCAUGGGUAUCAGUGGUUUUGGUAAGAAGGCUAAAUCUUUCGAUGUGCAAGAAAUGUUAGAGAAUAUUACCAAAACCAUAAAAAGUAACAAAUCAAGUGCUGAACAAGCAAGAACUAAUGAGAAAGAAACUAAAAGUAAUGAACAGUCUGAAAAAGAAAAGGAUAAUGAUGCAGAUGAUAACGAUGAAGAUGAUGAUCUUAUUGGACCUCCUAUACCUCUUGAACUUCAGAAUUCAACAAAUACAGAAUCAACUACGAAAGUGAAGAACAGAGAUAAUGAUGACAAUGAUGACAGUGACGAAGAUGAUAAGGAAUCUGAUACAGAAGAAGAAUCCCUGGAUGGAUUGAAGGACAAGAUUCCAUGCACUCAUGAAGUUACAAUGACACAUGGAACGAAGGCAGUAACUGCCAUUGCAGCAGAUCCCUCUGGAGCCAGACUGGCUUCAGGUUCUAUCGACUAUGACGUAUGCUUUUGGGAUUUUGCUGGUAUGGAUUCGUCAAUGCGAAGUUUUAGAACGUUGCAACCGUGUGAGAACCAUCCAAUCAAAUGCUUACAGUAUUCGAUGACUGGCGAUGUUAUAUUAGUCAUAUCUGGUUCUGCUCAAGCGAAAGUCUUGGAUAGAGACGGUUUUGAAAAAUGUGAAACAGUAAAGGGCGAUCAGUACAUAACAGAUAUGGCAUGUACUAAAGGUCACACGGCAGGAUUAAACAGUGGUUGUUGGCAUCCUUUCACGAAGGAGGAGUAUCUCACUUGUUCACAAGAUAGUACGUGUAGGAUAUGGAUCUUGUAUAGACCACGUUCGCACAAGUAUCUAAUAAAAUGUAGAGCGCAAAAUGGAGUUAAGACUAUACCAACCACGUGCGGUUACAGUAGAGAAGGUAACGUGGUGGCUUGUGGAUGCGUGGAUGGUUCGAUACAAAUGUGGGAUCACAGAAAGAAUUUCGUCAAUCCGUCACUAGUUCAAAGACACGCACAUACACAGGGAUCCGAGAUAUCGAGCUUAAACUUCUCGUAUCUGGGACACAUGCUCGCCACUAGAAGUUGCGACGACACCAUGAAGCUCUGGGAUUUAAGAGCAUUUAAGGCCCCCGUCUUUGAAGCCAAAAAUUUGUACUCCAGAUACGAUACGACCGAUUGCAUGUUCAAUCCGGAUGAUUCGAUCCUGAUUACAGGAGAAUCUCUCAAUAGAGGUCAAACCACCGGUAGGAUCUUGUUCUAUGACACGAAGACAUUUGAUUUGGUCAACGAAAUAAAUGUAACGAAUUCGCAUGUGAUUAAAACUCUGUGGCACCCGAAGUUGAAUCAAAUAUUCAUCGGCUGCGGGAACGGAAUUGUUAAAGUAUAUUACGACACGAAGAAGAGUUUGAGGGGAGCUAAAUUGUGUGUUGUGAAAACGCAUCUCAAGCAGAAGCACAUCGAGGUGAUGUCCACGCAACAAAUUAUCACCCCGCACGCGUUACCGUUGUUCAGACAAGACAGGCCUAAGUCGGUCCGCAAACAAAUGGAGAAGGAUCGCUUAGAUCCAGUGAAAUCCAGACGACCGGAUUUGCCGAUCACUUCCGGACAAGGUGGAAGAGUCGCAUCUUCUGGAGGAACGCUUAGCUCAUACGUGAUCAGGAAUUUGGGACUGAGCAAAAGAAUAGAGGACGAUCAAGACCCGAGAGAAGCUAUCUUGAAAUAUGCUAAAGAGGCUGAGGAAAAUCCGUACUGGAUCGCUCCAGCGUAUAAGAAGACGCAGCCGAAGACGAUAUUUCAAACGGAUGAACAGGACGGGGCGUCAAGCGCAAAGAAACCAAAAACUUAGGCUCUGAAUGUAUAGAUUUUUGUAUUAUUAUUAUUACCGUUCAUUCGACGCACUUGUUCUUGAUGUAUUAAGAAAUGUAAUUAAUAAGCAGAAUA